AUGAAUCAAAAAAUUACAUUUUCUACUAUCUUGGUUGUGUUAACCUUAUUCUUUGUCUGCUUUACGAAUGCUGCUCCAAUUGAAGCUCGUGCUGCCGGUCAAGUCGUAUACGUUGAUUUCUUAUCCCCCACUACUGGCAGAACUACUGUUACUGAAUGGCAGACCGGAAAAUGUAGAAUGUUGGGACAAUUUAAUUCAGGAAUCACCCCUGGCACAUAUGAAUUACGAGUUUCCGGCACUCCAACUCGAACAAUUUCUAUUCCUCAAGCCUUAAUUUAUCCACCUGGAAUUGCAGCAUUUCAAUUUGAUUUCGAUCUAACCAUACAAGCUUUUGCCGGAAGAACUCUUUCACUCGUCCGUACCAGUCCUGCUCCUUCUGUUGUCGUUGAAACGAGACCUUUCAUUCUAGUUGGAGGACCAUAA
Diversispora eburnea is the source of this 423-nucleotide messenger RNA. NCBI's taxonomy places the organism in Eukaryota, Fungi, Glomeromycota, Glomeromycetes, Diversisporales, Diversisporaceae. The record is from the annotation of a GenBank genome assembly.